UGCAGACAUGAGUCCUUGUAAUAAGGUUUCAGUUUUGUUGCCAUAAAAAAGGGGAAUAACCCUAUUAUUAUUAUAACAAAUGUCUUUGUGGCUUGAAGCCCUUGCUGCUGUUUCUCACGCACGCCCUGGCACUGUGUACAGAGUAACAAGGCGGGUCCGCCACGUUCUCGCCCAGUUGUUCCCAAUUGGCUGUUUCAGCCAUUCCCGAGGCCUCUGCUGGUGUUUUGAGUCGAGGGAUGAAAGUCAAAGGGCUGCAGGGGCAUGAUGCCGCGUGUAUCUUCUGCAGUCUCUCAGUUCAUCGUUACCAGUCCAGGUACUUCAUGACCCGCCCCUACUGGGCAUACAGUGUUUGAAAAAGAGCUUCAUCAUAUUCAUCCAGGGUGAAUACGGAUUCUGAUCCGAUUCUGGCCUCGGACUGCAUCUGGAAAAAAUAACAUUGCAAUUGAGCAACGCAUACACUCUAAACUGAAUUCCCCAUAGGUCAGCACGUAUGUUUGUGUUUUGUUUGCACGCCGUGUAGUUUUUCGCUUGUGCAAUACGGCACUGAUAAAGGACCAUCCAUUUAGUACGUAUGCAUGGAGGGGGGAUGGUUAACCCAAAUGCGUACGCUUGCGUAUGGGGGGGUCUACUGACAAUGUCCGUACGCAUAGGAAACGGGGGGGGGGGGGGUAAAAUCCUCGGUAAUAAUUUGUCUACGUUGGCUUUCAAAUGAGCCACAGUUCAGUUUCUUCAGCUGUCAGACAGCAAGUACUACCGGGAGAAGUAGGUCUGUGGGAGAGGUGUCACUUGUGUGCCAGCGUACCCCUGACUGCGAGCUAUCACACAGCUCAGCAGUGAGUCUGCCAUCGUCUGGCGGCCAGACCCACCACGGAUGAUGAUCACACUUCCUGCAAUCUGGCCUCACUGCAGACUGCCGCUGGCUCAAGGUUUUAGCUGCCGUGGUGCUCUGUUCGUGCUGCUGCUGCUGCUGUCCGGACUUCAGUACUAACACAGACGAUGGAAGAGAAUAACAGCAACGCAGAUUGCCAGACUUUUAGUGAAUACAAAGGCAUUUGCUUCCCCACCAGUAUACAAACACCAGAAAGCCUGCAGUACUCGGAGGAUUUUGACGUGCGUGACGAUGACGUCUUUGUGGUGACUUAUCCCAAAUCAGGCACCACAUGGAUGCAGGAGAUAACGACGCUGAUUGUCAGUGGAGGGGAUUUGACUCCAGUGAAGACCAUACCGUCCUGGCAAAGGGUGCCCUGGGUGGAGAGCAUCACUGGAAAAAAAUAUUUGGAAAACCGCCCCUCUCCACGCCUGAUCUCGACCCAUGCAUCAUACUCCAUAGCACCAAAGAAGCUCAAAGAGGGCAAGGGAAAGGCCAUCUAUGUUAUUCGCAAUCCGAAGGACGUUAUGGUGUCAAUUCAUCACUUUUCAAAGUUUGCACAGUUUCUUACCGAUAUGGGAACUCUUGAAGAAUGUUUCCGCAAUUUUGUGAGCAAUAAAGCUCAAUUAACGGGAGGGUCGUGGUUCACCCACGUACGGGGAUGGCACGAACACAAGGACGCCCCUAACAUCUUCAUCAUCUCGUUUGAAGACAUGGUUAAGGAUCUGCGCGGUAGCGUGAAGCGAAUUGCAGACUUCAUGAAGCGCCCACUCAGCGAGUCGGCCCUGGACACCAUCGCAGAGCACUGCACCUUCUCCAGCAUGAAGAAGAGCCCGAUGGCCAACUACUCGCUCGUCCCUAACAAUUGGCUAGACCAUAACGUUGGAACGUUCAUGCGAAAAGGCGCAGUUGGCAACUGGAAAAGUGAAUUCACCGUGGCGUUGAGUGAGGCAUUCGAUACGGUCUAUGCUAAGAAGAUGGAAGGCUGCGAUUUGAAAUUUGUCUGGGACGUCGCAGAACUGGAUGAAUAAUGAUUUUAAUUAAAGCCAGGAGCACUUAACUGUGAUCAAGCUUAGUGCUGUUUGUCCAGCUUUUUGACAGAUUUCCGUUCUGUUUAGCCAGUAUAAUUAGACUGCAUUCAUAAUUAUUUUAAUCAAGCAAUUAUUAUUUAGAUGUGCAUUGUUUUAAAAUAUUAAUAAAGACGUAAUAGCAUGCUUAAGAGAAAUGUAGCCAAUACAGUUUGUAAUUGUUCGAAUAGGCUUAUAUUUUGUGGCUAAUUGAUUUUUUUCCGUAUAGCGUGGCUUGUGAUUCUGGUCUCAUAGAUUUACUUUUUUACGUCACAAAUGUUUUUUUAAAUUUGCGUUAUCAAGCAAGAUAACGUUUUCUAUUAUGUGAUUACAUUAUUUAAUUGUCCUGAUACAUUUCUCUAAAAUCUCAUUUGUUGCUGGCCAAUUAUUAGUUCUCAUUUGCUACUUCAUUUGAUUGUGCAUGACUUGUAGUCAAUUUCGAUUUAAAGCUUUCGUGACUGCAAGGAUUCAUCUUCUUUGUCAAUGUCAACCUGUUAUUAAAUAUUGUCUAUCACCUGCUUAACAUUUUCUGAAUCCAGUUGUCCACCUUUUUAUUUAUUUAAGCACAGUCGUGAGACAGACUGCUGCCGGCAAUCCGAGUUUAUUUUGUAAUGGAUGCGUUACUAGGCAUGUCUUCAUGUUCAGGAGAGAAGGGACAAAUCGAGUUGCAGUUAGGGCUAUGGUUAGGCCUAUCCAUCGGCUGCCAUUGUAUUUUUGAGAGUAGCAGCGAGGGCAGCCGGUCCACCCUGUCCAUCCUCCCAUCGUUAAUCCUAUGCAGGGG
Petromyzon marinus (sea lamprey) is the source of this 2716-nucleotide messenger RNA. NCBI's taxonomy places the organism in Eukaryota, Metazoa, Chordata, Hyperoartia, Petromyzontiformes, Petromyzontidae. The record is from RefSeq and is a predicted model, not a curated record.